Messenger RNA from Aureococcus anophagefferens, 450 nucleotides. RefSeq lists its product as hypothetical. Lineage: Eukaryota; Pelagophyceae; Pelagomonadales; Pelagomonadaceae. The annotation marks the transcript as partial. The record is from RefSeq and is a predicted model, not a curated record. The transcript has a single exon.
GAGGUGGAGAUACUGAAAGAAGACAUCAAGGCAGCUCUUGCGAAAGGGUGUGUGCUUGCUAAGCUUAAUUCUGAUGCGCGAAGGCGAGCUGAGCUGGGCCCGAGGCUAUACAGGGACUUCGUCGAGAUUGUCGCCACCCCACCGUCCCCUGAUGCCGCUGCGCAAUUGAAUUGCCCACGUAUCGACUCUACAUUGUGUGAUGCACUUACCUGCAUGGUGCAUCUGCGUGACGCUCUCUCUUGCACUGAUUGGAGGUCUGCUGACUUCAUGCUUUAUCGUGCCAAGGCAGUGCCACUGACCACGAUCUCGAAGCUGACCAAGCACGAGAUCGAAGAGGCGCAGGAUAUGCUUCUGGACUAUGCAGCCAAGCAAGCCAUGUGCUCUGCUCUCGUUCACGAAACCACGACCCGGCGGGGGAGCGGACCGGGGGGGCAUAUUGGGGCUCGAUGA